GUAGAAGAGAAAGUCGUCUGCAUAGAGACUAAAACUCCCUCUGGCCUAUAUGGAGAAAGGUUGUGGCAUUUCCUCUGAAGAUCCAGGACCAUCCCCACUUCUACAGACCGGCAGAGACAACAAAUUUACAGGUCAUGCAUAUCCAGCGGGGAAGAUCCAGCUCUCUGGAGAUGUUUUCCAGUUCACAGUCGAUGUGAGUGAAUUUUCUCCAGAGGAUGUUGUCAUCACCUUCUACAACAACCACAUAGAUGUUCAUGCUGAGAAGUUGGGAGACAAUGGUGCAGUCACAAACACUUUCUCUCAUCAAUGCAAACUUCCAUCAAAUGUGGACCCCACAUCAGUGACCACAGAGCUGGAGGGCGGCGGGGUCCUGACUGUCAGAGCUCACAGAGUACAUUAGUUGUGUUCGGAUCUUUAUUCAGUGCAUCUGACAUCCAAAC
Molecule: messenger RNA, 440 nt
Organism: Cheilinus undulatus (humphead wrasse)
Lineage: Eukaryota; Metazoa; Chordata; Actinopteri; Labriformes; Labridae
Product: heat shock protein beta-7-like
Exons: 3
Coding region: 50-400 (116 amino acids)
Cellular component (GO): nucleus; cytoplasm
Source: RefSeq, a predicted model, not a curated record